GUAGGAGUUCGAAGGGAAGUCUCCAGGGAAACUGGCCUCCCAGGAAGUAGCCAGACUAGUUAGUGUGUGGUGAAAGAGCCAGAAAGAUGUCAUGAAGGCAGGGACAUCUUUGCAAAGCUGGGGUAACUUCUGGAAUUCCUUAAUUAAAACAAGCUGCAUGAAAGGCCCCAGAACUGCCUCCAUCAUAGUUUUCCUUUGGACAUCCUUCCCAGGACAUGGGUCUGAGCUACGCCAAGGCUCACCCUGGGGUGACUAAAGUGGCACCUUUCCAAAGCAAAGAAGCAGAGACUCCCUCGGCUGGCCCUCUGAACUUUGCAGUUCAUCAGAACCUGGAAGAAAAUAAUUUGUAUUUAUUCACAAGACUGCAGGACCAGAAUAGGGCUUUGGAAGGGCAGCUACCUCCUCUUCGAGAAAACUGGUAUGGAAGGUAUUCGGCAGCACCCAGGGACAUGUAUUUUGACAUCCCACUGGAACCUGGAGAAACAAGUAUUAUUAAAAGGCAUCCACCACAAAGACUUCAAAAGCUUCAGCCCAUUGACCUGCCACAAGUAAGGACCUCUGAAAGGCUCCCAAGCCAGCAAGCAGCCAGGAUGAGGCCCAGAGCAAAGCAGGAACUGGAAAAGAAAAUGCAAACUCCAAUGUAUACUUCUGGAAAAAGACAGUAUUUACAUAAGAUGCAAAUGCUGGAAAUGAACCGUAAAAGACAAGAGGCCCAAAUGGAAUUGAAGAAAAGUCUUCACAGGGAAGCAAAAAUUAAUGAGCAAAAACCGAGAGACCAUAAAGCAAAAAAAACACUUCAAAGUGUCCCAAGGAAUGAUGACUAUGACAUUGUAACCAUGCUGCCUGAGGAAACCAUGAACAGAGGUCCAGAGGAAGAGACUAGAUCUGCUGAGGACCAGGUUCAUGCGCAAGGUCACACAGAGAGAGGUCCCGCUGGCGAGGGGAUGCAUGUCUGGGGGCUGACUCUGACCUUGCACACGUCCCUAUGCGGGGCGGAUGUUCUAGCAAUGACUCCUUCCUCCUCCCCGCCUCAGAGCAUCUUUGCUUCUCUGCCUUUCUCCCACAAGAAAUUCACAGGAUGCAGAAUUUUUGCAAUAUCAAGCAAGGAAUUACUAUUGUCCUUGGAAAAUGGGCAAAAUGGAAACAUGGUUCCAUGAACAAGAGGCCCGUGGACAGCUCCUCUGGGAUAGUUCUAGCUCUGACUCAGAACUGGGCAGAGAUGAGAAAAAACCUCAGCCACUCGUGAGGACCAGGACAGAGAGAAUCCCACUUUUUGAUGAGUUUCUUGAUCAGGAAUAAGUAGGCUACUCACUAACCUACAUGGUAAGGGUAAGCUUGAUUUUUCCAUCAAAAUCCUUCAAGUUACUAUAUGAAUCACUUUGAGGAAAGCAAUUCACUCUGGUAAACAGAAAGGCUAUCAUUUGGAGUCUUCUGAUUAACAAGUUUAUCAUUUACACUAUUAACUUGCUAUAGAACUAACUGCUCAAUACAGCCUUUGUGUGGGUGGCUGGACUCAGCAGGGUGGUUCUUCUGCUGGUUCUCUUUUGAGAUCUCUCAUGUGAUUGGAAUCACAAGGCAGUUGGGACUGAAGUCAUCUGGAGCCUGUACCAGGACUAAAACGGCUGGGCUUUGCUUAGUCUCCAUAGGGUCUCAGAGCCUCUUCACAUGAUCUUGGCAGCAGGUUAGUGAAAUUUCCUUCACAUAAGCCCAGAGCUCCUGAAAGCAAAUUUCCUUGGAGAAGGACUCAGAGGGUCCAGUCUAUAGUCACAGAGCUGGCUCAGCACCACUUCCUCCAUGUUCUGUUAGUUAACCUCAGUCAUGACCAGGUGCUUGCCAAUGAAAAGAAUCCUCAUGAGGUCACAGAUGCCAAAGUGUGGUCCUUUGGAGUCAACCUUGGAGUCUUGCCACCACAGCAUGCUUUUUCAAGCAAAUUAGAUCACAGGAAACAAAUAGAAGAGAUGGCAGAUUUGAGUUUUUAAAGAAUAGUCACGAUUACACUCUAUUACACAUUAAACUCAUUUAGGCUACGUUUUUGAGAGCUGGCCAUAACAGAGAGGCUUCAAGAAAGAAAUUGAAUCAUGUCAAAUGUGAAAGGUCACUGUGAAUUAAAACUCAAAAUUGAGACCUCUUAGAUUGUUAUAGUUUCCAGCUCCUUAAAACUAAAAGGAAUCUUAAAAUUUUUCAAUCCGCAAGUUAUUCCAUUUAUAAAAAUUAGAUUUUUAGGCACAUUUUUAAAGUACUUCUUUUGUGUAAAAUUCAGCUCUGUGUUCAGCAUAAUCUAACGAUAGUUUUAAGCAAUCCAAAAGGAUGCCAAGAAUUUACUUAAAAACUUUAAAACAAAGCAAAAACACUCUUCUAAGCCUUCAAUGGGAAAUUUUCAAAAAGGAAAAUAUGAUGUGAUUUGACACUCAGUCCAGCAAGACCAGUCCCUGGAAAAAAUAAAAAACCUGGGGUCUCAGAGGGGCAACAUUCUGCUCUCUUCCAAACACGGAAGGUGACGAGGCUCGCUCUUGGCGUUUCUUCUCCAGGUCCUUGUGAGUACCUUUCUCUUGGUACUACAUGAAAAGUUUAUUCCCAACAAAGGAAUACAUAGACUGUUUCACCAGCUAGCCUUUUCACUAAACAAGAUCUUUUCGAGAAUAAGGAAACCCAGUUUAUUCAUCAUGGGGGUGUGGAAGCCCUAGAGUGGGGCGAGAAAGCCCCAGCCCUGAAGACAGGAGGACACAGCAGCCUUCGCUACUCUCCUGUCCCUUGAAAUUGGAGGAAGCCACUUCUGUCAACUCUCUGGACUGUGAACAACAUGAGGCCACAGGCCACAUCUUCUCCCUGGCGUCUCUGCUUCCUAGAAUGACAUCCUGUGCAGAGUUCAUAUUCAACGCUUGCUGAAUUAAUUUCGGUGUUAAAAGUUAGCAAGCCAGCAAGGCACUUGUUUCUCUGCAGCUCUGCAGGGCUUGCACUCGUUGCCAUCAUUUCUCAAGAGCCUUGCCUAUGAUAGGCUGACUAGACAAUGAAGAAAAGGACCUUUUUCUCAAUCGCUGGCACAUGGACCUCUACACGGGCAGCCUAGACUGCACACUGCUGUGGGCCAGAGAAGCUAUCCGUGUAUGCAGAUGAAGAUGCCACCGCUCAGCAUAUCCUCGAAGCUAUCAGAAUGUGUUCACUGCAAAGGUAGUCAUGCACUCUCUUCGCUUGCUCCACGCUGAACUUUUUCACUUAACUCUAAGUUCAAGAAUUUGAAACUAUUAAUAAUGAUCGUAAUAACCACCAACAUGCAUGGACCAUCUGUGUAUGCCAGGUACUCUGCUAAUGCUUCACACAUGGAAUCUUCACAUCAGCUUUGUGUGUCAAUAUUAACAUCAUCCCUGUCUUACAGAUGAGGAAGCAGAGGGUCAGAGAAGUUCAGUAACUUCCCAGAGUCAUCCAGCAGGACUUUCCUUUGGGCUGAGACCACUGUCUACCAAAAGAGACUUGCUAGGAGCUGGGCUCUUCUCUCUUUUACCCAAUUUGAUUUCUAACCCAUCAGCUUCAUUCUAUGGCAUCCCACAUCUCUAUUAUGUGAUGGGUUUAGGGGGAUUGUUUGGGUGUUUUAAAGGUGGAAGAGUACACUAGAAGCUUGCGGGAUCAUUUUUAGAAAGGAGAAAUAGCUUACCCAGUAGCUGGGCUGCAGGCACAGGGAAGGCUAAAAGCACCAGAGAAGGCAGAUACUAUUGGAAAGCUCUGGCCAGUGCUGAGUGAACAUAGUGGCAAGCACUCAAGGAGAGCAAUAUCCAGCACUGGCCACGGGUCAGAGUUACCUGUUGAAUGAUCAAAAACUCAGUCAAGACUUCUGGGCCCAACUUUUGCUUUUGGUGGGUGGCAUAAGAGGUCUGGGUAUUUAUUUUAGGCUUUUAUGUGCAUCUAAUGUUGAGUACUUAAGACUGAAUCUCAGUGUGAAAAUCACAGUUUUUGCAGUACAAAUAUUCUUUAUUUUACCAAAAUUUAUCAACUUCUAUUGAAAAGCAACUUCUGAGGUAAUUUUUUAUGUUGUGUAUGAGACCUAGAACGCCACAACAGUGGAGAUUUGCUCAUUUUGUAAGUGAUUGUCCAUGAACACCAGUCUUAUAGUUAAUCUUAAAUUUGUUCUUGCAAUGUUCAGACAUGCUAAACACAGCUGCUGCUGCUGCUGCUGCUGCUGCUGCUGCUAAGAACUGUAAGAUUCAGCCUGGAGGCAAAGUUGUGUUUUCUUCAACUGAAAAAUCUCUCCAACUUUUGAAAGAAAAAGGGCUUGUGUGUGAUCAAAUGUGUACUUUCUCUUAUGAACAGAAUAUUUUCUAUCCUGCUUUGAAGUUUUCACAAGAAAAAUUUUUUUCAUUCAUAUCUUUGGAAAAUAUGUUUCUCUCAAUUGUUUCUUUGAAAAUGAAACAGCUGUUUUUCCUCAA
Molecule: messenger RNA, 4418 nt
Organism: Heterocephalus glaber (naked mole-rat)
Lineage: Eukaryota; Metazoa; Chordata; Mammalia; Rodentia; Bathyergidae
Gene: Ccdc198
Product: coiled-coil domain containing 198
Source: RefSeq, a predicted model, not a curated record